GUUCUGUUACCCUUUAAAAGCUGGAGCUACUGGGCGCAUAUAUACUUCCCUUGCAAAUCCAUCUUUUUUCUGUGCAAUUCUUACUUGUUUCUGUACAUAAGAAUUUCAUUCAUUCCAAGUUCAAUAAUGACUAUAAGGUUUGUGUUGCUUCUGAUCCUCAUCCUAGGAACCAUUCCCAGAAAAUCCGAUGGACAGUAUAGAGAUUGGUGCAUAGCAGACGAGCAGACCCCAGAUGAUGAACUGGAGAGGGCGACUGUAUGGGCCUGCAACAAUGGUGGGAACUGCAGCAUGAUAGAAGAGAAGCAGCCUUGCUAUCUCCCAAACACUGCCAAGAACCAUGCCUCUUAUGCAUUCAACAGCUAUUUUCAGAGGAUGAAGGCUUAUGGAGGAGAUUGCUACUUCCGUUCUGCUGCUAUCUUGACUGCAGCUGAUCCAAGCUAUGGGUCAUGCAUAUUUGAUGUUGUUCCAUGGUCCAAGUAACGAAGAUAUGUGUCCCCUUAACGGCAUAGUUACAAGAUUUGCGUCUCUCUCGAUCAGCCAAACGAUGAUUCCAGAUCCCCCAUUCAAUUUUAAGGAUUUUUCUCUUUCUUUUAAAGUGUUAAUUUUUCAAAAUUAAUGUUUAUUAUUGCAUUCAUUAUAUGACAAGAGCUUUCGAUAUCAUUAAAUAAUAUUAAAUUAAAUUUAU
Cuscuta europaea is the source of this 685-nucleotide messenger RNA. Lineage: Eukaryota; Viridiplantae; Streptophyta; Magnoliopsida; Solanales; Convolvulaceae. The record is from the annotation of a GenBank genome assembly.